CGCCCGUUGUCGACUCUUCAAUGCGUCAUCAUUAUGCGACGAGAGUAACGCGCGGGCAGUUUCAAAACAACUAUAAGUGUUGUUUGUAUUUACGUGUCUGUUAGCGUAACUUAUAAAGUCAGUCAUGUUGAAGAAAGCGCCGAGAGCAGUUUUAAAAUCUCAAAUGAAAAAGAAAUCGGAAAUACGUAUUGGGAAAAACGCAGACUUGAUGGUCCAGCUGAAUCUGCUGCUUGUCUUACAUCGACUGGCAGAAGAGUCCAGAAUCAAGGCCUUUGAGGAGAAAAUGGCUACUAUCAAAGUCCACCAUGUUAAAGCUGUUGCAAAGAAAUUGUUGAAGAGCACACGAGGAUGAGGUGGAACACAUUGCAUCCUCUGUGAUCAUGACAGCCCACAGUCUGAGAGAGCCCAGGUAUCCAGUGUACUCCAGACUCACCCUUUCACUGGGGCCAGGACACAUGAGUCAUGCCAUGAGUCAACAUAUGCUUACCAUUUGCUCAUCUUUACCAUAGCACCUUCUUUGUCUUUUAUGAAUUUGACUUUUUUCUUUUUUUUUUUUUUCAGUGUGUAGUCCUAAAAUGUGCAACCUGCAAGAUAGUGUGUAAACCCUCCCUCUCAGUUUAAUUCCCUGUAGAGAUCUGUUCACUUUUUCUCUCCAUUACUGUUGACCUUUUGCUUUAGAGUGGUGUUGGGAAAUAGCUGUGUAUAAACUUUUAGUCCGUGAUUGAUGGUAUCAGGCCUGAAUAUCCGUAGCCACAAAUGUUUUCCUCCUGCAUUUUGGAUUUUUAUUAGUACUUAAUAUGUGUUAAUAAACAAUUUGUGCCACUUAA
Molecule: messenger RNA, 827 nt
Organism: Tachysurus fulvidraco (yellow catfish)
Lineage: Eukaryota; Metazoa; Chordata; Actinopteri; Siluriformes; Bagridae
Gene: cenpw
Product: centromere protein W
Exons: 3
Coding region: 125-352 (75 amino acids)
Biological process (GO): chromosome segregation; mitotic cell cycle; kinetochore assembly
Cellular component (GO): nucleoplasm; kinetochore
Molecular function (GO): protein heterodimerization activity; DNA binding
Source: RefSeq, a predicted model, not a curated record